Odontomachus brunneus is the source of this 5158-nucleotide messenger RNA. Its product is annotated as janus kinase and microtubule-interacting protein 3. The record is from RefSeq and is a predicted model, not a curated record. Lineage: Eukaryota; Metazoa; Arthropoda; Insecta; Hymenoptera; Formicidae. The transcript has 14 exons. The coding region runs from base 174 to 3053 and encodes 959 amino acids.
GCACAUAUAGCGAGCGCGGGCCGCGGUAUAGUUUAAGGCCUCGGCCUCUCUUAGUUGGCGACGGUGUCUCUCGCGAGGAGGAUCCGCCGCCGUACCCGUAGCCGGUGCAAUAAUACACCAAAGCGAGCUCCACGGAUCGGCCGACGUACUCACGUCCUUACGAAAACGCGACGAUGGCAAGCUCCUCAGAGAGAGACACCGUCGAGACGACGAAUACGAACAAAUCAACGACGAACGGAAUUAACCCUUCCGCACUUGUGGAGGGUGCAAGAAAGCGACGACGAUUAGAACCAUUGACGACGAACGUGGAGAUUCCUAAGAAGACACUGCGGCGCGACGGAACGUGCAACUUCGACGUCGACACGCGCGGCAGGGGGAAAGCCGAGCGUGCGGAGGGCAGGAAGGACCCGUCGCGUUGCAAAGGAAAGCAGGACCAGGCUUUGCCAAUAGACUCGCAGGAUGCGAGAGCGCUGGUUCAAGCCGCAGGAACAGGCGCAGCCACGGGCAGGGAUAACGCGGCCAGAUUGCGGAAAACGAUACAAUGGCUCGAGGAGGGAACUCGAAGCCUGCGCGAGGAUCUGGCGAACGUGCGAACGGAGCUGCACGAGGAGCGAAGAGCGGCGAAAAUUGCCAAGAGGGAGUUCGACUUUGCCCUCAGGGAGGCUAGAUGCGCUGAGGCCGCCAAGUAUCAGCCGAUCAUAGACGAGCUGAAGACCAGACUCGCUUAUUCCGCAUCGCCGUCACCGUCACCGUCACCGCCGUCGUCGCCGUCGUCGUCGUCGCUGCCAUUUAAACCGGAUCUCGUGAAAAACGAGAAUCACGGACGCGAACUGUCGACUCUCAGGAAACGCUUAGCCGAAGCUGAGAGCACGAUACGAAGACUCGAGUGGCAAUCGGCGAAAUCACGAGCGAAUACGGCUCGCAAUGCCGAUGGCACUUCCCCCGGCGGCGAAGCGCGUCGCCUGGAAGCGGAAGUCCGAAGUCUUCGUGCCGAAAACGAGAAACUCGAAGGAAAAUUGCGUGUCGCUCUAAAUGCGGAGAAGACUCGUAUCUCUGAGAUACGGGACCAACAGAGGAAUCACGAAGCUGAUCUUUCCGCAUUGCGAGAAUCGCAUCGUAGCGAAACUACAAGGAUGAUGGACGAACUGCGAGGCAAGGAUCGUGAGAUCGAGAAGCUGUCGAAGCUCUUGAACAAUCGGAAGCUGGCUCCACCGGAGCACGACGCGAUGUGGAAGUUACGGGAGAACGAGAGGAACCGACCGAUACGCUCGUCAUCUCGUAUAAAGAGGAAGAUCCUCGCAAACGAUGUUCAUACGGUGGGGUCGUGUGUCCGCGAAGUAGAAUCCGGCAGAGCCAUGAACGAAAUCGAGGUCGAGCGUCUCCGUGAACUCGCACUUGAGCAGCAGGAAAUCAUCGAAAUACUUAGACAGGCGGUUAAGGAAAGAGAAAGAAAGUUGGAGCAACUGUCGAACAAGAGGAAGAAGGAAGAAUAUUACAAACAGUGGCUCGAGCUGGAGCCGGUAGUCGAAGUGGACGACGAGGAGGACCACGAGGAGAAUGACAGCGCGUUAUCGAGCGCCCCGUCUUCGAUGUCGCCCCAGCCAGGUGGCUGCGGCCAGUGGCAGGGUAACGGUGUUACUAGAGAAGCGUACGAGGCCGUUCUCGUCGAGAUCGAGGAUUUACAGUCGAAACUCCUCAAGGAGCAGUGCGAGCUGUCGCGCGCUAAGAUACAAGUUUGCGAUUUGGAGAAGGCACUUUUGCAGGAGAAAUGCGCCGAUCGUGACAAGGAGUUGAGCGAAUUGAGAGACAAGCUGCGAACCGUCGAGGAACGGGAGGCCACACUUUUGGUGGAACUCUCGGAAAUACGGGAGCAAAAUGAGCUCCUGGAAUUCCGGCUGCUUGAACUGGAGGAAACACCUGCGCGCAGGGAUAGUCCCGAUCAUGCGAUGGACAGCGGCAUCGUCUCACCAGAACCAGCUCACACGAACAAGGAUCACUCGAACAAGCAGAGGAGUCGCGCGGUGGCGACUGUGAUACCGUAUACGAACAACGCCAUGGUGACGAAUCCCGCGAAAUCGCCCGUGUUGCCGCACAAGCCACCGCUCACCCUUCAGGAGAGCGGUAUCUUCGAGGAGGAGUACGAGGAUGACGAGGAACCCGAGAUCGAGUUCGCCAGCCGCGGCACUCAGACACAGGCGCCGUCCGGCGAACUCCUCCAGGAGGUGCAGCGUCUCCAGGAGCUGAGGACAUGGAUUCAGGAACGGGCGGCCAAGAACACGACACCGGUCUUCCAUCCGAUCGACUCGUCCAAGAUCUGUCUGGACAUGUCGACGGUGGACUCGAUAGUCCAGUUGACGGCUUAUCAGGAGCGCGUUCGCGACCUCGAGGAGAGGCUCCAGGCGCACGAGGAGGCCGAGAAGAGUCGGGAGCAGGAGAAGCGAUUGUCGAAGCAACGGGAGGAGGAGUUUCUGGAUGAGAACUACAGACUCACAGAGAGAGUGUAUUGGCUGGAGAACGAGCUGCGAAACGUGAGGUCCAGCCUUGACGAGAUCACCGUUGGAUGUGGAGGCGAAACAGUCGUCACGAAGAGAAGCAGACGCAUGGAGGAGAGUAAGGACGAGACAGAAGGCGCGGACAGUUCGGAGAAGACGCGAGAUCAGCUUGAGAGUACGAGUUGCACGCGCGCUGCUCAAACCGUAGAGAUGCAUGAGAGCAACAUGAUUGCUGAGUGUUCUCGAUGUCAACGUCCGGCUGACGCGGAGGAUGCUAAGCAGCGUAUCACUACGCCAAUGGAAUGUAACGUCACGCUGGUAUCCUUGGAGGGAAAGAAGAAAGAAGACGAGGUGGCACCUGGUGAACCCGGGGAACCGGUUGUUAUUGACUUUACCGAAAACGACUCGGAAAAGAAGGUUAGACAAAGGCGGAUUAAGAGUAACGAGCGCAAGAUACGAUCCGCGAGAACGGCGAGGGCGGCGAGUGUCAGGUUCACCCGCGACGUCUCUUUCGGACGAGGAAGUCACCCGUUGGUCCUGUAUCAGGAAAUUUGCGUUUAGCUUUCCGGCGCUCGUCAGGUCAAGUCGUUGUAAAAGUGAACUCUAGUAAAAGGAACGGGCAUUUAAGGGGAUCCGGUAACAAGUCGCCUUAACAAGUCUUCGCUGUAAUACCGUUUUUCAUGCCGAGGAAAGUUUUUGCGUGUUCGCGUAAACGAGAGUUGGUGUAUGUUUCCCUGUCUGUUUGUCUGUCUGUCUGUCUGUCUAUCUGUCUGUCCAAGUUGAUACGUAGUAAUUUCGAGGAGAAGCUGGGAAUCACUUCGUGAUAAAGGAUCGCGCGGAAUAAAGCGUGUGUUCUCUCCGGAGCGACGGCUUCCAGAAAAUAACGGCGAACAGAAGAAGACCGAGGUCGCGGAGAAGAAGGCGCGGAUGGUGAUGAGGAGGUGAUCUACUUUCGCUGGAGGUGAAGGCGAGAAAGUUCAUCGUCUCUCGUCGUCGCAGACUUUGUCCAUCCACCCACGAGUUCCACGGAAGGGUCGACGAACCCGUGGGUGAACCCGCGGCACGCACGAGGACAAUAUGGCUGGCGCUGCUUGGCGUGCCCAAGUGACGAUCAGAAAUGGUACGUCCUGAGAGUAAAACGAGGGCGCCUGCGGAUCGAGGAGUGCCACCCCGAACUAGUGACCCCCGGUUAAUGUGUUUCACCUCUCUAACGAGGAAACGUGAUGCGAGUGUUCUUCGCCGAUUUUCACGGGCUUUGCGUUCUCUCCAUUGUCAUGAUAGCGUCACAUUGGCGUUAUUUUCCAAAAUCAUCCUCCGGAUUUCUAAAUGCGCUAAAAGCUACACGUGAGAGGACACGUGUCUGUGAUUUUUAUUUGAUCGACAAUACAUUCAAGAGUCCGUUAGAAUCGACGAGGGACGCUCGCGAAUCGCACCUUGUAACUCGCGACCAAUUUUUGCGUACAAGCUGUGAAAUCGAGUGCCAAAUAAGCCGUAGAUUAAACAUCUUUCCCACACACGCGGACGUAAAAUAUGUGCAGAGCGUUAUCACGGAAUAUCUGUCUUAUUUUUUCAUAUAAUUCGGAACGUUGCGCUUAUGAUAAAGCGAACGAAUUUGCGCUAAACGGAUGUGUUCUUGUAUAUCGCGCGGAUGUAGCAGAUUUCUAUGCACCUUUAACGUGUGCGUUCCGCCAUAUUACAAUUCAAAUGUGCGUCCGGAUGCAAUUUGAAUUUAAAAUGACAGAAGGAACAGGUCAUUGCGCGGACGAAUUUGGGAGGACUCGUACGUGUCACUGUCGUGUAUCUCAAAUCGACGCGCUUUUCACGACAUUUACUGUGCAUUGUGCGAUUGACAAAGACCCGUCUGUGUAGUCCUACUCGUACAUAAUGGAGAUAUUACGCCGUGUCUUUACGUUGUGCUUUCACGAGCGGCAAAAAAUUCGUUGUAUCUCUUUGUCACCAUGACGCUGCACGCCUUCUCGACAGAGUUGUUGCGGAAAUGUGUGUGACAACGGGAAUCUAUUUGCGAAUAUUUCAGUGAAACGAUUUGCUCGUCAUAUAGUAUAUUUUUCUUCGGUUACUUCUUAUUAGAUCCUUUACACACGCCGAUUUUACACAGAUUGAUAAUAUAGCGGAUUAAAAAUCGAAACAGCCACGAAGCCAAAUUGUAGAGUAAACUGUAUCGUAAUUGUACGAAUGUCGAACGGAGGAAAGCUCUUCAAGAAACUAAACGCAAUGCGUUAAACUAGGCGUGUCUUAUACUCGAAACAUGCGUGUAUAUGCGUGUGCGUGUGCGUUUCCGCAUUUAACGUUUGAUUAUGUAUACGAUUUAAUGUAACAUGUAUGUAGCGUAAGAAAUGCGUCUCUAGUCGUAUCGUUUGUUCGAUCGUAGAACACAAUGAGCGUGCGUUCGCGUGUAUUGAUCUUGAAUGACGGUAGUGUUAGUGUUCUUACAGUUAGCUUAGAGAAGACGUGUAUAUUCCCAAGUGCUUGUUGUAUUUAUAAAUUUUUCGAAGUGCAAACUAUACUCAAUCGUGCCUUGCCGACCGCGGUCUACAGUUUGCCUCGUUCAGAUUCGUUUCAUAUCACGGAAUUGACGUUGUUCAUGCAUCUUGAUGUGUAUCUGCAAGAGAACGUAAUUUCGAAUAAAUCUGUUUUCCGUCAAGCCA